CUCGGAGCUCCUGGAUGACACGGCCCUCCUGGAUGCGCUGGGACAGCUGAUUGGUGACCCGUUCCUGACUGAUAAAUAUGAAAUGAUGGAAGUGGACAACCCAAACUCGCCUUCUCCCAUGAUCAAAGCAGAACAUAGUUACUCACUGUGCGGAGAUUCACGCCCUCAGUCUCCAUUCACCCAUGGCUCCUCUGAUGACAACUUUAGUGAUGGUGAUCUUACUGGUGAGGACUGGUGUCUCGGAGGACAGCUCACUUCCUCCAAAAUAAAGAUGGAGGUUCCUGUGCAGGAGAGCCCAGGUCUUGCCCCUUCGGUCAGCUUGACGACCAGCGCAGUGACAUUGCCUCUUGAAGUGGAUGUAUUGCCACAACUGCCGGAGGUAGACCAGAUGAAGCCUCUGAGCCCCAAACCUCUGCCACAAAUCAAGCUGGAGCCACACGAAGUGGACCAAUUCCUCAACCUCUGCCCCAAAGAGCCGUCCUCAUCAGACACGUUGCAGCUGCCCCCUACUCCUCCCAGCAGCCAUGGGAGUGAUUCCGAAGGAGGCCAGAGCCCCAGCCGGUCCCUCCCACCUUCCAGUCCUGUCCAAUCACAGUCCGGGAGCAAAGUGACUGCUCGCAGCCCCUCGGCACUCUCCAAUUCCCCCCUUCUGACGGCUCCACAUAAGCUUCAAGGAACAGGGCCCCUAAUUCUGACCGAGGAAGAGAAGAGGACCCUUAUAGCGGAGGGAUACCCCAUCCCCACCAAACUACCCCUCACUAAGGCUGAAGAAAAGGCUCUGAAAAAAAUCCGCCGGAAGAUUAAAAACAAGAUCUCAGCCCAGGAAAGCCGAAGAAAGAAAAAAGAAUACAUGGACAGCUUGGAAAAGAGGGUGGAAAAUUGUUCUUCAGAAAACAGCGAUCUGCGGAAGAAAGUGGAGGUUCUAGAGACUGCUAACAGGACCCUCUUGCAGCAGCUGCAGCGUCUCCAGGCCAUGGUAGCCGGCAAAGUGAACCGUUCGUACAAAGCCGCAAGCACCCAGACUGGCACCUGUCUUAUGGUGGUUGUUUUGUGCUUUGCAGUCAUAUUUGGAAGCUUCACACAGACCUUUGACCCUUACCCAUCAGCCACCAAGACAGUGCAGGAACCAAGCAGACAUUCGGCACCAGAAUCAUAUGCAGCAUCGAUAGUGCGUUCUAGGAAUCUCCUGAUCUUCGAGGAGCAUCAUGGCUGGGAAGAGCUGCACAGCUCUGCAGUGACCGUUGACUCGCAUGACGCCUGGGACAGAAGCGCAGAGAUCAUCUCUCAGCAUCACAAAGCAGCAAUAGAGGAGAUCAGCCGAUCCCAGGAGAAAUCGUACACCCUGUCCAAUGACAGUCGAGAGGGAACAGUACGGCACAGGUAUACUUCGGAUUUUGUACAGAAUGAGACGAAAGUAAUAGAACUCGACAGACGAGUGAAUGCUACUUCAUAAUGGAUGAUCCUUAUCCAGCUUCUCUUUCCACGAACCCCUUUUCCCAAACCCCUGCAGCCACCCCUCAAGUUCCCGCACAGAGCCGGCCUUUUUGGACUAAAACCCACUUAACGGGUGACAUAGGCCGGGACCCAUGACUUGACAUUGGCGAAUAAAUCUACAAUAGUAGCAAGCAAGACUUUGGAAGGUACCUCUGGACCUUUUGGAUGCCUCCAGCAAAAUCCUCAACGUGGAACCAUUUCAGUUGUCCUUUUUUUUUAAUUUUUUUUUUAUAAAGGACCCGAAGGAGAGACAUUUAUAUUUUAAUAAGUUAUAUAUUCCAUGCCUUCAUGCCUUUCUGGUUUUCCCCUCGGAAAAAAAAAGCUAAGG
Molecule: messenger RNA, 1822 nt
Organism: Nanorana parkeri
Lineage: Eukaryota; Metazoa; Chordata; Amphibia; Anura; Dicroglossidae
Gene: CREB3L2
Product: cAMP responsive element binding protein 3 like 2
Exons: 11
Coding region: 83-1453 (456 amino acids)
Biological process (GO): regulation of transcription by RNA polymerase II
Molecular function (GO): cAMP response element binding; DNA-binding transcription factor activity, RNA polymerase II-specific
Source: RefSeq, a predicted model, not a curated record